AAAAUUCUCAGGAACCCUGCCAGAUGGAGGAGACCAAUGAUUUUCCCUUCUCCAUAGUAUCCAUCGUUGAAGAUGUUCUUCAACAUUAUAGUACCCGAUCAAACGAUGCCGGAUUUCUAUUACCGCGGAAACUCGAAGAAUCUUCUCUAAGAAGAUACGAAGCUGCUGCGUGGCUUAGAGAGACGCUCGGAGUUUCUAGCGGUAGAGACUUCCCCGCCGAACCUUCUGAAGAAGAUUUUAGGCUUGGGUUGAGAAGCGGGAUCGUUCUUUGUAAUGUUCUUAACAAAGUUAAUCCUGGCUCAGUCUCAAAGGUUGUUGAAGCACCGGAUGAUGUUGCAGAUGGAGCUGCACUCUCUGCUUUUCAGUACUUUGAAAACAUCAGGAACUUUUUAGUUGCCGUUGAGGAAAUGGGUUUGCCAUCUUUUGAAGCUUCUGACAUGGAGAAGGGAGGAAAGUCUAUUAGGAUAGUGAACAGCAUACUUGCACUUAAGUCUUAUAGCGAGUGGAAACUGAAAGGUGGAACUGGUCCGUGGAGGUAUGGAUCCAACAUGAAGAAUAAUUUUGGAUCGAGGAAACCAUUUCUGAGGAAAAGUUCAGAGCCGUUCAUGUCAACAACUCAUUCAUCACCUGAUCAGCCUGUGUGUUCUGAUCUUGGGCAAGGAGAUUCUAGAUCCAUUAACGCGCUUGUUCGAUCAUUUAUUUCAGACAAAAAGAAUGAAGACAUUCCAAGUGUUAUAGAGUCUGUGUUGAACAAAAUUAUGGAAGAAGUCCAGCAACGGUUAUCAAUCCAAAAUGAAAUGAUGAAAUCAAGUACAAAGCCUAUUCCAGAAGAUGAUUCAUCAUGCGAGACAGUGGAACCGUCUCAGCAGUGUGGAGUAAGACAACAUGACGAAGUAGAAGAAAACAUAACAUCACAAGUCGUAGAAGAAAAGAUUCAAAGGAUAAAUACUGAACACUUGGAAGAACAAGAGAUUCUUCUAAACCAACAAAAGCACAUCCAGGAGUUAAAGCAAGUUCUAAACACUACCAAAGCUGGAAUGCAGUUACUGCAGAAGAAGUAUCAAGAAGACUUCUUUCACCUAGGCGAUCAUGUAAAUGGUUUAGCUCAUGCGGCUACGGGAUACAAAAGAGUUCUUGAAGAAAACCGCAAAUUGUACAACCUAGUGCAGGACCUAAAAGGAAACAUACGGGUGUACUGUCGGGUUAGGCCGUUCUUGCCCGGGGAACCAACUGCUUUGAGUACCGUGGAACACAUAGAAGAAGGGACAAUCACAAUCAGAGUGCCAUCAAAGUAUGGGAAAGAAGGACACAAACCAUUCAUGUUCAACAAAGUCUUUGGUCCUUCUGCAACACAAGAGGAAGUGUUUUCAGACAUGCAGCCUCUGGUACGGUCAGUUCUUGAUGGCUACAAUGUCUGCAUCUUUGCUUAUGGCCAAACCGGGUCCGGGAAAACUUUUACCAUGACAGGUCCUAAGGAACUGACUGAAGAAAGCCUAGGUGUGAACUACAGGGCACUGGCUGAUCUGUUUCUUCUAUCAGAUCAAAGAAAAGACACAACCAGCUACGAAAUCUCGGUUCAGAUGCUAGAAAUUUACAACGAGCAAGUCAGAGAUCUACUUGCCACUGAUGGCCAACCUAAAAGGUUGGAGAUCAGAAACAAUUCUCAAAAUGGAAUUAACGUUCCGGAAGCAAGUCUAAUGCCUGUCUCAACGACGGAUGACGUUAUACAGCUGAUGGAUCUAGGACAAAUGAACCGUGCGGUGAGCUCAACAGCCAUGAAUGACAGAAGUAGUCGAUCUCACAGCUGUGUCACCGUUCAUGUUCAAGGCAGAGACCUCACGUCUGGAACUAUCCUCCAUGGCUCCAUGCAUCUGGUUGAUCUCGCAGGAAGCGAGAGAGUUGACAAGUCCGAGGUGACUGGAGACAGACUGAAGGAGGCUCAACACAUCAACAAGUCCCUCUCGGCUCUUGGGGAUGUGAUCUCUUCGCUUUCUCAGAAGACUUCUCAUGUGCCUUACAGGAAUAGUAAACUCACACAGCUGCUCCAGGACUCCCUCGGUGGAUCAGCCAAGACGCUUAUGUUUGUCCACAUUAGUCCAGAAGCUGAUACACUUGGAGAAGCUAUCAGCACUCUGAAGUUCGCUGAACGAGUGGGGAGUGUUGAGCUAGGCGCUGCUCGUGUGAACAAAGAUAACUCAGAAGUCAAGGAGCUUAGAGAACAGAUUGUUAAUCUCAAAAUGGCUCUAGAAAGAAAAGGAAAUGGUAAUGAUGCACAACCAACCCCUGAGAGAAUAUCAAGAAGAAGAUCACUUGAAACACCUUCCUUGCGACCCAAGCUUCCUGCCAAGGGAAAUGCACUAAGCAACCUUAGGCCUCAGAUUAUGGAUCUAAGUGGACCAGAGGGGUUUAGUGAUACUGCAUCUUCAAGAAGACACACCUUAGAUCUCCAUGAGUUAAUGAGGCGGAGGCAAUCACUAAACUCAACUGAAGAGGAUAGAGACUUUAAGUCAGGGGUGUGGAUAGAUAAGCAAUCACUAAACGGUGGGAGACAAGACUUUGAAGUGCAGAGUAUUACAGAUAACGAAUCUGAUGAAGGCGUAGCAAGUGAUUGCUCGGAUUCUGAUUUGUUGUGGCGAUUGAACGUUCAAGUGAAUGUGCCUGGAGUUUCUAAUAAACAAAGUUCAUCAAACUCCAAACCGAAGAAAGUUCAGACAAGAACUACUAAACUCUCAGAAACCAGAAGUUUGAUUCCAUCUCUGAUCCCAGCGCCAAGUAAGAGAACUCCUAACACCGUUGGUUCUCAGCCACAGCAGCGACUAACCAAAGAUGGAAAACGCAGAUUAAGUUUAGGCAAGUGA
Raphanus sativus (radish) is the source of this 2858-nucleotide messenger RNA. RefSeq names its product kinesin-like protein KIN-14G. NCBI's taxonomy places the organism in Eukaryota, Viridiplantae, Streptophyta, Magnoliopsida, Brassicales, Brassicaceae. Gene Ontology annotation, molecular function: microtubule binding; microtubule motor activity; ATP binding. Gene Ontology annotation, biological process: microtubule-based movement. Bases 24 to 2858 code for a protein of 944 amino acids. The transcript has 19 exons. The record is from RefSeq and is a predicted model, not a curated record.